CGGGUUAAUUUCCGUCUUCUACGAGCGUAAUGGCGACUCACAUGUCGAGAUGUCGUACCUGGAGUCGGGUUCAGAGGUUUGGGAUUGCAGCUUACAGAAAAUACAGCAGUGGUGGUGGAUACCCUAAUAUCUCUCUCUCUGCGCCACUCCCCGGCAUCCCCAAAGCAGUGUUUGCCUCUGUGGAUGGCCAGGAAAAAUACGAGACCAAAAUUACAACUUUAGAAAACGGCCUCAAAGUCGCCUCUCAAAAUAAAUUUGGUCAAUUCUGCACAGUUGGAAUUUUAAUAAAUUCUGGAUCUAGACAUGAAGCAAAGUACCCAAGUGGAAUAGCACACUUUUUAGAGAAACUCGCCUUUUCCUCUACAGCACAGUACGGGAGUAAAGAUGAAAUCCUUCUCACAUUGGAAAAACACGGGGGCAUUUGUGACUGUCAAACAUCAAGAGACACCACCAUGUAUGCGGUGUCUGCAGAAGUGAAAGGUCUGGACACCGUGAUUGGUCUUCUCUCUGACACUGUCCUUCAGCCUCGCUUGUUGGAUGAAGAGAUCGAGAUGACCAGAAUGGCUGUGCGCUUUGAGUUGGAAGACCUAAACAUGAGGCCAGAUCCGGAGCCGUUACUCACAGAGAUGAUCCACUCGGCAGCGUAUCGAGGAAACACAGUCGGACUGCCUCGCUUUUGUCCUGCAGAAAAUGUGGACAAGAUCGACAAGGAUGUGCUCCACAGCUACCUGCAAAACUACUACCGUCCCGAGCGCAUGGUGCUGGCGGGCGUGGGCAUCGAGCACGAGCAGCUGGUGGAAUGUGCCCAGAAGUAUCUGCUGGGAGUGAAGCCGGUGUGGGGAACGAGUUCCGCUGCUAACGUGGACCUUUCCGUGGCUCAGUACACUGGUGGCAUGGUGAAGAUGGAGAAGGACAUGUCCAACGUGAGCCUCGGCCCCACACCGAUCCCUGAACUCACUCACAUCAUGAUCGGCUUAGAAAGCUGCUCCUUCCUGAAAGACGACUUCAUUCGUUUUGCAGUUCUGAACAUGAUGAUGGGGGGCGGAGGCUCCUUCUCUGCAGGAGGACCAGGGAAGGGCAUGUUCACCCGCCUGUACCUGAAUGUCCUCAACAGGCAUCACUGGAUGUACAACGCUACCUCCUACCAUCACAACUACGAGGACAGCGGCCUGCUGUGUAUCCACGCCAGUGCUGACCCCAGACAGGUUCGUGAGAUGGUGGAAAUUAUAACCAGAGAGUUCAUUCAGAUGGGUGCAAGUACAGGAGAGAUGGAGCUGGAGAGAGCCAAGACUCAGCUAAAGUCCAUGCUGAUGAUGAAUCUGGAGUCGCGGCCUGUUAUCUUUGAGGACGUUGGACGACAAGUUCUCUCUAAUGGAAGGCGAAAGCUGCCACAGGAGCUGUGUGAUCUCAUUAGCAGCGUGACAGCCGGUGACAUUAAAAAAAUAACCACCAAGAUGCUGCGCAGUAAACCUGCAGUGGCAGCGUUGGGAGACCUGACGGAGCUGCCUUCGUACGAACACAUUCAGGCCGCGCUGUCGAGCAAAGAUGGACGUCUGCCCCGUAUUUACCGUCUUUUCCGAUAGAUGUCAGCCAACCCCUGUAAAUAAACCAGACUGGGUGCUUACACUAAUGUCCCCUUCCCAACAAAGAACUCGGCACGCUCAUUCUGGGAGGGGACUAAAACCUGGUCUCUCUUGACUUGAGGAUGAGAUUUUAAAGAAACUUAUCUUAAUCUGGAUAGAGAUGGAAAUCUUCUAUUUAUUGUCUAUAGGCAAAAAAAAAAAAAAAAACCAUUAAUUGCCGGCUUGGUUUGUCUCUAAAAGGACUGUUGGCCCCAAAAGACUAAAUCUUCACAUUUCCCUUUAAACCUUCCAAAACUAUCCUGCAGUAUGUUUAUGAGUAAUGAGAGCUGUUUCACUUUUUAUUGUAGCUUCAACUAUAAAGAAAAAGCUUUUUCCCAACGUGAGUCAAGUAAAACUUAAAAAAAAAAAGGCUGAAGUAUUCAUACAAGAACAUUUUAUAAACCUUUAAAUAAAUAAGGUUGUGAUGCA
Nematolebias whitei (Rio pearlfish) is the source of this 2051-nucleotide messenger RNA. RefSeq names its product peptidase, mitochondrial processing subunit alpha (gene pmpca). The transcript has 13 exons. The record is from RefSeq and is a predicted model, not a curated record. The coding region runs from base 30 to 1583 and encodes 517 amino acids. Gene Ontology annotation, molecular function: metalloendopeptidase activity; metal ion binding. Gene Ontology annotation, cellular component: mitochondrion. NCBI's taxonomy places the organism in Eukaryota, Metazoa, Chordata, Actinopteri, Cyprinodontiformes, Rivulidae.